ACACAGUACACACAUAGAGAAGGCGGCAAGCAUGGCGGACGUGGCCGGGGAAAAGCUUUCCAAAAAUGUGUGUUUUAGGUGAAAGCAAGGUGGUGAGGGAUGAGUGUGCGGCUUCUCCAAGGUGUGUGGAGGGCGGCUGGCCCUGGGUGUGGCCAGGUAUUAGCGGGGGACGGACGGCUCUGCCUCAACACUGCCAGGCCACUGUCUCUCACAUACACCAGGAGCAGUUUUUAAUAGUGUCAGAAGCACUAAUUAGCAAAUGUGUCUACAGUGAACUGAAAAGGAGGCAGAAAGCAGAGAAGAAGGCACAAGAGAAGGCUGAAAAGGAGGCAGCUCGAGCCAAGCCCACCCCAGCAGCCACAGCCAAGCCAAAGGCAAAUGAAGAGGAUGUCAGUCCGAAUGAAUACCUGAAAUUAAGGACUCAAUAUGUGCAGCAGUUGAAGGAUGCCGGGCACACUGUUUAUCCUCACAAAUUCCAUGUGAGCACCUCAUUAACUGAAUUUUUGGAGACCUACCAGACCUUGACGCAGGAGAAGGAGAGCCAGGAAGAGGUGACUGUGUCUGGAAGAGUUCACGCCAUCCGAGAGAGUAGUCAGAAGCUACGGUUCUAUGACCUCAGAGGAGAGAAUGUCAAAUUACAGGUAAUGGCAAACUUGAAAUUCUAUGAAAGUGAGGCUGCCUUCUAUGAGGACUGUGACAAAAUACGGCGUGGGGAUAUUCUAGGGGUGAAAGGCAUUGCUCUGAGGACUAAGACUGGGGAGUUAUCUAUUCGACCUACUAAGAUACAGGUUUUGGCUCCCUGCCUUCACAUGCUUCCCCACCUCCACUUUGGUGUAAAAGAUCAAGAGACCAGGUACCGCCAGCGAUAUCUUGAUCUUAUUAUCAACUCCGACAUUCGUAAGAAGUUCAUAGUGCGUGCUAAUAUUGUGUCAUACCUGCGGAAAUUCUUUGAUGACAUGGGGUUCUUGGAGGUGGAGACUCCUAUGAUGAGUUUAAUUGCUGGAGGAGCCACUGCCAAGCCCUUCAUCACUCACCACAAUGAACUGAAUCAAGACCUGUACCUCAGAGUGGCCCCUGAGCUUUACCUCAAAAUGCUCAUUGUGGGUGGCAUUGACAGGGUUUAUGAAAUAGGGAAGCAGUUCAGAAAUGAAGGCAUUGAUCUGACCCACAACCCAGAGUUUACAACGCUGGAGUUCUACAUGGCCUAUGCAGAUUACAAUGACCUCAUAGAAAUCACCGAAAAGCUGUUGUCUGGCAUGGUGUAUCACAUAUUUGGGACAUACAAGGUGAAACUCCAACCACAAGGACCAGAAGGUGAGGAGUGGGAGAUUGACUUCAAGCCUCCCUACAAGAGAAUGUACAUGUUCCCAGAGCUGGAAAAAGUUCUUGGCACCAAACUUCCUGAACCUGAAAAGCUCACCACAGAAGAGGCCCGCAAGUUCCUCAGUGACCUUUGUGAAAAACACGAGGUGGAGUGUCCUCCCCCACGUACCUCUGCUCGGCUCCUUGAUAAGCUGGUUGGCGAUUUUCUGGAGGAGCAGUGUAUCAAUCCAACAUUUAUCAUGGACCACCCACAAGUCAUGAGUCCCCUUGCCAAGUACCAUCGUUCCAUUAAAGGACUCACAGAGAGAUUUGAACUUUUUGUGGCCAAGAAAGAGAUUGUUAAUGCAUACACAGAGUUGAAUGAUCCACUGGACCAGAGGGCCAGAUUCACACAGCAAGCACAAGAUAAAAUGGCAGGUGAUGAUGAAGCCCAGAUGAUUGAUGAAAACUUCUGUACAGCUCUUGAAUAUGGUCUGCCUCCCACGGGAGGCUUUGGAAUGGGCAUAGACAGGCUGAGCAUGUUCCUCACUAACUCUUAUAACAUCAAGGAAGUGUUGUUCUUCCCAGCAAUGAGACCAGAGCAACAGAAAAAGGCCUCCGAAGAUGACAGCAACAAGGAGAAUCAGCCUGUAUCAUAGUAUUUGCUUAGAAGUUGUCCUGCUACCAAAGUGUUACCGGUUCAAAAUUAUCUUGGGCGUCUUCGUUUUCUCUGAUCAGGACAAGUCGUGGAAUCUACAGUGCUAAUCAUAAGUAUUGGACUUCCUAGCGGGGGAUCCAGUACUUAAUACUAGUACUGUAGGGUCACUACUUUAAAUUUGAGACCUACAAAUUGUUAUACAUUGAGAGGUUUGAAUUUUGGCUUGUGGUGGUAUCUUUCAAAGACUGAUUAAAGUAAUUUUUACUUGGGGUCAUUUUAAAAACACCUCUGCAUCUUGCUGUCCAUUAAUUAUAUAUUAAUUUCUUCAAAU
Molecule: messenger RNA, 2291 nt
Organism: Portunus trituberculatus (swimming crab)
Lineage: Eukaryota; Metazoa; Arthropoda; Malacostraca; Decapoda; Portunidae
Gene: LysRS
Product: lysine--tRNA ligase-like
Exons: 5
Coding region: 66-1961 (631 amino acids)
Biological process (GO): lysyl-tRNA aminoacylation
Cellular component (GO): cytosol; mitochondrion; cytoplasm
Molecular function (GO): lysine-tRNA ligase activity; ATP binding; tRNA binding
Source: RefSeq, a predicted model, not a curated record